UAAUCAUUACUUUCCAGACACUACCUUGUGUUUUCCAGUAUACACAUAUUUCACACCCCACACCAACUCCACCUCUGGAUUUACAACACACCUUACCUUAUCUCUCUCUCUCUCUCCAAGAAAUUCUCUUCUCACUCAUUUCUGUAGAUUUCCCACUCUCUACUUCUCUACAUGGCAGAUAUAGCAAAGUAUGCACCCAUCAAUGGCGGCACUUUGAUCUCAGACUUCAAAGCCCACUUCUCCAUCUUCAGAACCAAGAGGACCGUCGCUCUUGCUUAUGCCUUCGUCUUUGUCUUCAUCGCCAUCACCAUUUUUCUUGCCUUCUCCCCCUCUUCUAACUCUUCUUCUCCCUGGUUUACCAACAUAUUCAGCACCACCACUGCAACCACUUCUCCCAUAGAUGACUCUUACAGAUCUCAUUUUUCUUCUAUUUUCUCUUAUUUUUUCCCCAACUCAUCAUCCUCCACUUCACAAUCCCACAAUUCCUCCACCACCGACACUUCUCGAUCUCAAAACAUUGAUUUUUUCCCACCCAAUUUGAGUAAACCCCCUUCUGUUCUUGAAAAUCAGACUAAUACUCAUAAAGUUGAAGCCUUGAACCCCCUUGUAAACCAAACUGCGAGCAACAACACCAACCCCUCUCCUGAGUUGAGCAAAGGAUCCCCUGACGUCAGUAACCAGACUCAAAACAAGCAGUUGGAUCCUAAAGGUGAAGUCUUGCAGCAAAAUCAGACUCAGACUGAAGAGUUUCAGGGUAGAGUUCAAGUGUUGAAGGCAAAUCAGAGCACAAAUGCGGCCACGAACUCUCCAGAAACUACGAAUACGACUGUGGCUUCAUCACCAAAGUCUGCCUCCGAGAUGAAAAAUGUUACUGCAAAUGGAGACAAGGGAAUAGCAGAGAAUGGUGCAGUUAAGAAUUUAACUUCUUCUCUGAUGAAGAAACAGAACAAUGGCACUGAUACUGCCAAGGCGAAACAAGGGAUUGAUGACCUGAUAAAGUCCCUGAUGAACUGUAAUCUGUUUGAUGGGAAUUGGGUGAGAGAUCAUUCUUACCCACUGUAUAAACCCGGUUCUUGUUCUCUGAUAGAUGAGCAAUUCAACUGUUUCCUCAAUGGUAGGCCUGAUAAUGGCUACUACAAACUUAAAUGGAAGCCAAAGGGUUGCACUUUACCAAGGUUGGAUGGAAGUCAUAUGUUGGAAUUGUUGAGAGGAAAAAGACUGGUUUUCGUGGGGGAUUCACUGAACAGGAAUAUGUGGGAAUCCCUUAUUUGCAUCCUCAGGAACUCUGUGAAAGAUCAGAAGAAGGUGUAUGAAGAAUUUGGGAGGCACCAUUUUCGGACAGAAGCUUCUUAUUCCUUUAUAUUUGAAGACUACAAGUGCACAGUGGAGUUCUUUGUAUCUCCUUUCCUGGUUCAAGAAUGGGAACUUGCCGACAGAAAUGGAACAAAGAAGGAAACACUUCGGCUAGAUCUAGUCAGUCGGUCUGCUGAUAAAUAUAAAAAUGCAGACAUCAUUGUGUUCAACACUGGACAUUGGUGGACUCAUGAAAAGACUUCCAAAGGGAAGGACUAUUAUCAAGAAGGCAGCCAUGUCUAUGGUGAGUUGAAUGUCCUCGAGGCAUUUCGGAAAGCUAUUACAACAUGGGGAAGAUGGGUCGACGCCAAUAUCAAUCAAACGAAAACACUUGUGUUCUUCAGAGGCUAUUCAGCAUCUCAUUUCAGCGGCGGGCAGUGGAAUUCUGGUGGGCAGUGCGACCAUGAAACGGAGCCAAUAAAGAACGAAACAUAUCUCUCACAAUAUCCCCCCAAGAUGACUGUCGUGGAGAAAGUCCUGAAAGGAAUCAAGACCCCGGUAACUUAUCUCAACAUCACAAGGAUGACAGAUUAUCGCAAGGACGGCCAUCCAUCAAUGUAUAGGAAGCAACAUAUGUCCGAUGAAGAAAGGAGAUCGCCCUUAAGUUUCCAAGACUGCAGCCAUUGGUGCCUCCCGGGGGUACCCGAUGCAUGGAACGAAAUCCUCUAUGCAGAACUCUUGGUAAAACUAAACCAGAAGCAACAAUCACAGAAGAGACCAUAGUCUGAUCGAAUAUAGACAGAUACAACCAACCUGGAGAAGAUCCAAGAAUUAGUACCUUUUUUGAAUAAUGGUAGUAUACAUAAAUUAUGACAGGAGGGAGAGAGAGAGAGAGAGAGAGAGAGAGAGAGAGAGAGAGAGAGAGAGAGAUUAUUGAAGUUAAUAGAUGUGGAGAAAGAGAUUUGUACUGAAAUGAAAGAGAUGAAUGUUAUUUUUAUUACUUGGUACAAGAGUUUGGUGCUCGAAAAAUGUAAAAAUGUUAAUUAUGUUGUUUGGUGUUGUCGAUAAUAAACUAAUGCAUGUCUGUA
Messenger RNA from Sesamum indicum (sesame), 2381 nucleotides. Its product is annotated as protein trichome birefringence. The record is from RefSeq and is a predicted model, not a curated record. Gene Ontology annotation, cellular component: Golgi apparatus. Gene Ontology annotation, molecular function: O-acetyltransferase activity. Lineage: Eukaryota; Viridiplantae; Streptophyta; Magnoliopsida; Lamiales; Pedaliaceae.